CGGUGGUGGGAAUAACAUUUCCCCCGAAGUGUGUCAUAUGGAGCGAAAUAGUGCCCCAUCAUUGGUGUCAGUGGGAGGAAUAGUGCCCCAUCAUUGGUGUCAGUGGGAAGAAUCGUGCCCCAUCAAUAGUGUCAGUGGAAGAAAUAGUGCCCCAUCAUUGGCGUCAGUGGGAGGAAUAGUGCCCCAUCAUUGGUGUCAGUGGGAAGAAUCGUGCCCCAUCAUUAGUGUCAGUGGGAGGAAUAGUGCCCCAUCUUUGGUGUCAGUGGGAAGAAACGUGCCCCAUCAUUGGUGUCAGUGGGAAGAAACGUGCCCCAUCAUUGGUGUCAGUGGGAGGAAU
Staurois parvus is the source of this 337-nucleotide messenger RNA. NCBI's taxonomy places the organism in Eukaryota, Metazoa, Chordata, Amphibia, Anura, Ranidae. The record is from the annotation of a GenBank genome assembly.